AUGCACUUCCAACUUCUCUCGGCUCUCUUUUUCAGCGGCCUCGCCGUUGCCGGUCCGGUGGCCUGUAGGCAAGCCCCUACGCCGACACCAUCGGCAGCGCCGCCGGCCGGCAGUGCAGGCACGACUUCGAGUUCCGGUGUCGACCUCGCAAAGGCCAUCGCGGCCGUCAUGCCGUCGGCCAACAGCUGCUCGGGCGCCGACUUCCCCGACGAGUGCCGCACCGCCGAGCAGGCCGCCCCCUUCAUCUCCAAAGCCUGUGCCGACCUGAGCAACGGCGAGUGUGCCGCCACCGUCGCCGUCAUGGGUCUCGAGAGCGGUGACCUCAAGUUCAAGCACAACGUGAGCCCUGGUCGCCCAGGCCAGGGUACCGCCAACAUGAUGCAGAUUGACUUCAUUACCAAGUACGCCACCGAUCUGUUCGGUGCCGGCAAGGUGUCCGGCAAGGCCCCCAAUGACAUUCUGGCCCUUGUCACCCCGGACGCCACCAACUUUGGCUCAGCCGCCUGGUUCCUCAAGACACAAUGCCCCAACGUACGGGACACCCUCAAGGCCGGCACCGACCAAGGCUGGCUCGCCUUUAACGAGUGCAUUGGCGUUUCGGGAGCUUCGGGGGACCGCAUGGCGUACUGGACGAGGGCGAAGCAGGCGUUCAACCUCUAG
Messenger RNA from Dichotomopilus funicola, 660 nucleotides. RefSeq lists its product as uncharacterized. The record is from RefSeq and is a predicted model, not a curated record. Bases 1 to 660 code for a protein of 219 amino acids. The transcript has 2 exons. Lineage: Eukaryota; Fungi; Ascomycota; Sordariomycetes; Sordariales; Chaetomiaceae.